Rubroshorea leprosula is the source of this 508-nucleotide messenger RNA. The record is from the annotation of a GenBank genome assembly. NCBI's taxonomy places the organism in Eukaryota, Viridiplantae, Streptophyta, Magnoliopsida, Malvales, Dipterocarpaceae.
ACUGUUUUAUCUUUGGUUUUUUACAAAGGAAACUAUUUUUCUUAUUCUAAAAUAAUUAUCAUUUUUUAAUUUCAAAUUUAUUUUAAAUUAAUUAUAUUUUUUUAUUUUUUACAAUAAAUAAAUAUAUUUUUUAUUUUAACCAUAUCUUUAUUUUUAUUUAUCUAUGAAGUCAUGCUAUAAGCUACUGAUGAAUGCUUCAGCAGAGGAUACAUCUACAAUUCUGAAGAGAUGUUGGCAUCAAUUGUUCCUAAGAAGUUCAAACAAGAUCACACCAGUGGAAAGCAGCAAGAUCAUACCAGUGGAUAGCGGUAAGAUCAAGACAGUCGGCUUUCUCUUUCUCGGAAUGGUUGAUGAUCCCGAAGGAAUGUGAUAGACUGUUGCAGAAAAACAAUAAAAAAGAAGUAGGAAGGAUAGUUAAUCUUGUGCUUGGAGAAGGAAAUCAGUAAACUUAUUAUGUAAAUGGAUAGAAAUACUCUUUGUAUUCCAUUAAUAAAAAUCUUUUUUUGCU